UAUCAACAGAUAGUGUCCACACGAUUUUUGUUUCAUCGUCGCCAAAUAUUUGUGUGUUUACUGUUUAAGUGAGCAGUGUUGAAAUAGAGGAAUAGAUUUUAUUGAAACGUGUUAGAUUUUUUGAAGAAGUUCGGCUUUCGAGACUAAUAUUCAUACGGAAUUGUAAUCAAAAUAAACAAUGCAAAGUCAACCACCACCACCAUACCCAGGUCAGGAGCCAACACCGAUCCAGGUGAAUGUGAUUCACGUACAGCCAGUGGCAGGCCAUUAUGUGACUGCAAGUGGAGACACGGUGCUGAUUGGUCAGCCUGUCGGAACUGAGCCAGCAUUGGUUGUCUGCCAAUCCUGCAGGCACCAGGUCAUCACAACGAUGGAAAUGCGACCAACUGCUCGAACACAUUUAUGGGCCUUCUGUCUUUUUAUUAUCGGGUGCUGGCCUUGCAUGUGCAUACCUUAUUGUACUCCAAGCUGUAUGAACAUCGACCACUAUUGUCCUAACUGUAGAGGUUACAUCGGCAAGUACGAGUAUUGAAGAAAUACAUUUGACCUUAGGAUAUACAUGCUGUUCAACUAUUUUGGGAUCUGGAGUUUCUGACGAUUGUUUUGUGUUUCUUGUAUUGUUGGUUGUGCCUCUCUAACAUGUAAUUUUGUGGUUUAAAAUUAACUUUAAUAGUCGGGAAUAAUUUACUUAAGUUAUCGAAAGCAUUGGUUUGAUACUUUGCAUAUAGCAUAUAUUACUGUUUCGUCGUAUUGCAUAGUUCUCAGUUUAUAGUACUCGAUAAUAGCCUACCACCGUCUAAAUCUACCAAGUAAAAUCGUUCCUAAAAUAAAAGUCAAGAUUAUAUAAAAAUAUUACUUAUUUAAACGCUAAUAGAGACAAAUGAUUUGUAUGACAUGAAGUUUAUAAUUUUGUUAUUGUAUCCAGUCAAUGUGAGCAGUGAGAAGUGGUGGUAUAAGCUUAAGAAGAAUAGAAGCUUAAAAGCCUAUUUGUGACAAAUAUUAAUUACAUAUUUUUUUCCUAAUAACUAUUAGUCCACGAUCACAUAUGAUUUGUUUGCUCGAAGUCAAUGUUUUUUAGGAAAUAGAGUGAAAAUUGGAUAUUUUAGUUCGCAUUUUUUACAAUCUAUAAUUAAUCUGAGAUUACAAGUGAUAAUUUUAGUAUGAAUAGGUACUAGUACUAAAAAGUACCUUUUUAAUUGUGAUAAGGCAGAAAUGGACUUCAGGUGUUGUCUGAGCAGAUAAAAAUAAAAUGAACAAAAGAAUUAGUUGAUUACGUAUUGUA
This is a messenger RNA of Spodoptera litura, 1282 nucleotides long. Its product is annotated as lipopolysaccharide-induced tumor necrosis factor-alpha factor homolog. Gene Ontology annotation, molecular function: zinc ion binding. NCBI's taxonomy places the organism in Eukaryota, Metazoa, Arthropoda, Insecta, Lepidoptera, Noctuidae. The record is from RefSeq and is a predicted model, not a curated record.